Molecule: messenger RNA, 2056 nt
Organism: Dreissena polymorpha
Lineage: Eukaryota; Metazoa; Mollusca; Bivalvia; Myida; Dreissenidae
Product: cardioacceleratory peptide receptor-like
Exons: 12
Coding region: 305-2056 (583 amino acids)
Biological process (GO): G protein-coupled receptor signaling pathway
Cellular component (GO): membrane
Molecular function (GO): neuropeptide receptor activity
Source: RefSeq, a predicted model, not a curated record
GGUUGUAGAGGUAGAGUUCAUCAAAUUUACCUUAUACUGUGGACUACAAUGAAUACUCCAAUUCGUAGUUUUGCACCCAUCUGCAAUAUCGGUUUUAACAGCCAGCACAAUCUUGUAUAAAAAGAAGUUAUUGAAAAAUACAGUUAAAGAAUAAGUUCGGUUAGAGUUUGUAGGGGUUGUAUCUUAACAGUCGCAUGGCUUCUGUGCGGGGUAACGUCCGUAUCGUCUGUUUGGCCAGAAAGUCGUGCUAACAUACGAAAUAAGAUGACAUGAACAGUUCUCCGCGGGGUGUGUUUCAUGAAGAAUGAAUUACUCAACACAUCUUGGCACGCCUGGCAUUACGUUCCAUCGGCGGAUUAGCCCGAGGAAAACAGGGGACCAUAAGCCAAACUUCAGUGAGGAGGCAUCUCCACACAAGCAGCUGAAAGGGGAUGGGGAAAUUUUAUAUGACACUAAAGAACCUGUCACCACCGCUACAGUGAACGAGGAGGAAUUUAGUAAUGCGAUUAGGGCGAACAUCGAAUCUUCAACAAAUGGAGACCUGAGACGAUUGUUUGAACAGCUAAACAUUGACGUCAUGGCAGAAUGCGGAACUGACUUAUUCCCAUCGUUCCGACACGGUUGUGCAGCUAUACAGGGUAUUUUGACUCGAGGAAAAAGCAUUUUUUACGAACCAGUUUUUAAUGAAACUGAGAGCGAAAUGCUUAAUCAAGAGCGCAUUCAGCUUUACUCAACGUCUUCUUUAAUUGACGAGACCAAGUCAUUUAACCAACAACUCGAGAAACUAAUUGAGUUUAUUUUGAAAAAGCGUACUAUAUCCUUUCCUGCAGUAGUAAUUGUGAGUGAAGGACAUCGGAACAAGAUUGAACAAUGGAUAAGCAGCCUAGAUGACGAUGUCUCUGGUAUUUGCGUCCUUUUAGUUAGCAAGGAGCAAGAUACAACAUACAUUGCCCCAAGAUUAUCCGUGUUCCAAAGCACGACGACGAUAUCAGACAUCAAGGUAGCUGCAGAUGAUCUUCUGGAACGUGCCAUAUUUGCAGUUUUAAAGAGCAUUGUGGGAAACUGCGUUAACAAAUUUGGACAACCUACGCAUACGUUAAAUAUUGAAAACGAAAACACCUUGCAGAGUAUUUAUGCAUAUGCAGGGUCGGCAUACAAAAGAAGUGAAGUACCACUACCUGAAAGACUUACUCUACCAGAGAUUACGUACAACUAUCCAAAAACUAUUAUCGACGUUUGUAGAAAUAUGAUUAUACGUAUACAGCAAAGCGCUUCAACAUUCGUUGCUGCCACUAACGCGCAACCGAGGGACUUUUAUACUGACAUGAAUAUAUCAUACGAGGAUUACUAUAUCGUCGAUCAAAACGUGGCAUUUUGGAAGGUGCCGCAACUGGUAUUGUUGGUGACUCUAUUUGUCCUCAUUGUGGUCAGCAACACAUGCGUCCUUGUCGGGAUUGCGCUCUCUGAAAAACGUGCGAAAACCCGGAUGAACUUCUUUAUCAUGAACCUUGCUAUAGCAGAUAUGUCUGUGGGACUGCUGCACGUGACAGUGGAGAUUGCUGAGAAGUGUUUCAUCGUUUGGCAUGGCGGUCCCGCACUAUGUAAAAUAGUUCGCUUCUUUCAGGUAUGUGUGAUAUAUGCGUCCACGUUCAUGAUAGUUGCCCUUAGCAUAGAUCGUGUGGAUGCAAUUGCAAGGCCGAUGAAAUUUACACGCAAAGGUAUGUUUGUCUACAUAACAUUGAUUGCCAUGACUGCAUUUAUUAUCCCAGCAGCAAUCAUCAUCUCGUGCUACACGAUUAUCAUUUGCGUGAUCUGGGGGAAAGGCAGGGGUCUGAACAGGAGUCCGUCAUCCGAUAGUGACGACACCUUCGUGACUUCCUGGUCUCCCUACUUUGUGUUCAAUCUUGUUGACGUGUACAGGGAUAUAAACACAGUGACGUCACAUACACAAGUCGCUGUAACGGCCUUUAUUCAAAGUCUUGCUGCGCUAAAUUCGGUGUUAAAUCCAAUAAUAUACGGAAUAUUCGGAACACGAAUAUGCUUAUAUAUAAGGUGA